UACGUGAAGGCAACGUGACGUCUAAACCGUGCGACGCACGUGUGAGUGUGGUGCGGUGGAGCGAUGGCUGCUGAGAGGCUGCAGUUUCAUGAAAUGGGCUUAGACGACCGUCUUUUAAAGGCGGUCGCAGAUCUGGGUUGGUCCCAGCCCACCUUGAUCCAGGAGAAGGCCAUCCCUUUGGCUCUGGAGGGGAAAGACCUUCUGGCUCGGGCCCGGACUGGAUCAGGGAAGACGGCUGCUUACGCCGUACCUGUCGUACAACGCAUCCUGGCCUCCAAACAGAGCGUUCGUGAGCAGGAUGUGAGAGCUCUGAUCCUGGUUCCAACCAAAGAGCUGGGUCAUCAGGUUCAGGCCAUGAUGAGACAGCUGACGGCGUUCUGCUCGAGGGAUGUCCGAGUGGCCGACAUCUCUGGAAAGGCUGAUCUGUCUGCGCAGAGACCUAUCUUAAUGGAGAAGCCUGACGUGGUUGUGGGGACGCCGUCCCGUGUGCUGGCCCACCUCAACGCCCAGAACCUGGUGCUGCAUUCGUCCCUGGAGAUGCUGGUGGUCGACGAGGCCGACCUGCUCUUCUCGUUCGGGUUUGAGGCGGAUCUGAAGAACCUGCUGUGUCAUUUGCCGAAGAUCUACCAGUCGUUCCUGAUGUCUGCGACUCUCACCGAGGACGUUCAGGCCUUAAAGGAGCUGCUGCUGCACAACCCUGUGAUCCUGAAGCUGCAGGGCUCUCAGCUCCCAGACAGCAGCCAGCUGCAGCAGUACAGCAUCAAGUGUGAGGAGGAGGACAAGUUCCUGCUCAUCUACACGCUGCUGAAGCUGCGGCUGGUUCAGGGGAAGACGCUGGUGUUCGUGGCAGCGGUGGACAGAUGCUACAGACUCAAACUGUUCCUGGAACAGUUUGGUAUCCCCGCCUGUGUCCUCAACUCUGAGCUGCCCGUCCAGUCCAGGUGUCACAUCAUCACCCAGUUUAACCAGGGGUUCUACGACUACAUCAUCGCCUCAGACGAACACAGUUUGGCUGAUCCCACUGCAGCGCCACAGACGACUGCAGGCAAAGGGAAGAAGACGAUGGAGAGAGGAGGAAAGGCGAAGGACAAAGAGUACGGAGUCUCCAGAGGAGUCGACUUCCAAAACGUGGCCAAUGUCAUCAACUUUGAUUUCCCCACGACUGUGGAGUCGUACAUUCAUCGAGUUGGAAGAACGGCGAGAGCAGACAACCCAGGCACCGCUCUGUCCUUCAUCUCCCACACUGAGCUCGCUUUACUGUCAGAGGUGGAGGAGGCUCUUACUGGAGAUAAUUCAGAUUCUGUUCUGAAACCGUAUGAGUUUAAGAUGGAAGAGAUUGAAGGCUUCAGGUACAGGUGCAGGGACGCCAUGCGUUCAGUGACGAAGCAGGCGGUGAGGGAGGCCAGACUGAAAGAGGUCAAACAGGAGCUGCUCAAUUCAGAGAAACUCAAGACGUAUUUCGAUGAUAAUCCCAGAGAUCUGCAGCUGCUCCGACACGACAAAGACCUUCAUCCUGCUGUCGUCAAACCACACCUGAAGAACGUACCAGAGUACCUCAUUCCUGAGAUGCUGAGGGGCGUGGUGAACCCACUGUCCAGCAGGAGGAGGAGGAAGAGGAAGGAAAAAACAAAACCACAAGGACUUGUCAAGACCAGUUUCAAGAAGAACGACCAGGGGAGGAACCCACUGAAGAGCUUCAAAUACACCGGGGGGAGAAACAGAAAAGGUAAAGCAGGUCAGUCGUAGCUGCAGCUGCAGGACUCAUGAACGUGAAUCGGUCCUGGAUGUUUAAACUGUGCAGAGACAUUGACCAGGAGGACGGUUUGGUCUCCAUGUCAGACCAGGUGAGACAAAUAUAAACUGUAUGGACUCGGUGGAGGAGCUAAACGGGACGCGGACAAAAUGGAUUCACUCUGACUUACAUGGACAGAAGAAAAUACAAGGAACAUCAGAGCGAACCUACAGUUUAUCUCUGAGAUUGUAAGAGCAACACAGAAUCCCUGUUAUCUAAUUUCUAAAUCAUCUGUUCUGGAAACAUUGUUUAUUAAAAUAAAACUAUUUCUCUGUUUAAAAAAAAAA
Messenger RNA from Lates calcarifer (barramundi perch), 2079 nucleotides. It is a transcript of the gene ddx56, whose product is annotated as DEAD (Asp-Glu-Ala-Asp) box helicase 56. The transcript has 14 exons. The record is from RefSeq and is a predicted model, not a curated record. The coding region runs from base 64 to 1746 and encodes 560 amino acids. NCBI's taxonomy places the organism in Eukaryota, Metazoa, Chordata, Actinopteri, Centropomidae. Gene Ontology annotation, cellular component: nucleolus. Gene Ontology annotation, molecular function: nucleic acid binding; ATP binding; RNA helicase activity.